CUUGAAUGCUGAAGAAUGUUUACUGCUCUGUUGAAUGUAGGUGGGCUCCAUGACAAAAAUCAAUCCUCCUAUAAAUCACCCGUUCUGGUUAUGAUGCUCUGAGUUACAAUAAGUCUGAACCUUUGCUGUCUAUGGAUCUGCUCUGAACCUAUAGCCUGCUUAUGGGGGAAGGUGACACCUCCUGGGCCCCAUCUGUCCUUCCUCACGGCACCCUCAGCGCCUUAAGUCACCACCCCCAGCCAUAUUUUGGCAGAAGGAUGGAGUCCAAGGUUUCUGAAGGUGGCCUGAACGUGACCCUGACCAUCCGCCUGCUGAUGCAUGGAAAGGAAGUUGGAAGCAUCAUCGGGAAGAAAGGAGAAACUGUGAAGAAGAUGCGUGAAGAGAGUGGUGCGAGGAUCAACAUCUCAGAGGGAAACUGUCCAGAGAGGAUUGUGACCAUCACAGGCCCAACAGACGCCAUCUUCAAGGCCUUUGCCAUGAUCGCAUAUAAGUUUGAGGAGGACAUCAUCAACUCCAUGAGCAACAGCCCUGCCACCAGCAAGCCCCCUGUGACGCUGAGGCUGGUGGUACCUGCCAGCCAGUGUGGGUCUCUGAUCGGCAAAGGCGGCUCCAAGAUCAAGGAGAUCAGGGAGUCUACAGGUGCCCAGGUCCAGGUGGCUGGGGACAUGCUGCCCAACUCCACAGAGCGGGCGGUGACCAUCUCAGGGACCCCAGAUGCCAUCAUCCAGUGUGUCAAGCAGAUCUGUGUGGUCAUGCUGGAGUCCCCACCGAAAGGUGCCACCAUUCCCUACCGCCCAAAGCCCGCCUCCACCCCUGUCAUUUUUGCAGGUGGUCAGGCCUACACGAUCCAGGGACAGUACGCCAUCCCCCACCCGGAU
Messenger RNA from Carlito syrichta (Philippine tarsier), 878 nucleotides. RefSeq names its product poly(rC)-binding protein 3. The annotation marks the transcript as partial. The transcript has 10 exons. Lineage: Eukaryota; Metazoa; Chordata; Mammalia; Primates; Tarsiidae. The record is from RefSeq and is a predicted model, not a curated record. Gene Ontology annotation, molecular function: mRNA binding. Gene Ontology annotation, cellular component: nucleus; cytoplasm. Gene Ontology annotation, biological process: regulation of RNA metabolic process; regulation of gene expression.